Closterium sp. Yama58-4 is the source of this 699-nucleotide messenger RNA. NCBI's taxonomy places the organism in Eukaryota, Viridiplantae, Streptophyta, Zygnematophyceae, Desmidiales, Closteriaceae. The record is from the annotation of a GenBank genome assembly.
AUGCAGCCGCACGAAACAUUCACAGCUCAUACCACCUCAAGCCACCCCACCCCACCCCACCCACCUCAACCUCUCCUCACCUCUGUCCCAAGGCGGUCUUGUCACUUCCCUGGUGCCUGUUCUGGCAAACGCAGUUGCAAAUGCUCCGCCCUUUUUCCUCCACCCUUUUCCCUCCCCUCCGCACUAACCCCUCCCCUCUGCACUAACCCCUCCCCUCCGGCCUUUUCCCUCCAACCGCCUUUUACCCUCUCCUCCGCCCUUCCCCCCCCCUUUUGCUCUUUCCUCUCCCCUCCGCCCCUCCCCUCCGCCCCUCUCCUCCGCCCUUCUCCUUCCCCUCUGCCCUUUCCCCCCCUUUCUGCCCUUUCCCCUCCCUUCCACCCUUCCCCCUCCCCUCCGCCCUUCCACCUCCCCUCUGCCCUUUCCCUCCCCUUCCGCCCUUUCCCUUCGCUUCCACCCUUCCCCCUCCGGCCCCCCCUUCCCUUCCCCUCCGCCUUCCCCCUCACCUCCGCCUUCCCCGUCCCCUCCGCCUUCCCCGUCCCCUCCGCCCUUUUCCCUCCCCUCCGCCCUUUCCCCUCCCCUCCGCACUUCCCCCUCCCCUGCGCCCUUUCCUCCUCCCCUCCGCCCUUUCCCCUCCCCUCCGCCCUUUCCCCUCCCCUCCGCACUUUCCCUUCCCUUGCGCCCUUUCCCGCUCCCCUGUGA